Messenger RNA from Rhipicephalus sanguineus (brown dog tick), 1087 nucleotides. RefSeq names its product MOB-like protein phocein. The transcript is spliced from 8 exons. Gene Ontology annotation, cellular component: cytoplasm. The record is from RefSeq and is a predicted model, not a curated record. NCBI's taxonomy places the organism in Eukaryota, Metazoa, Arthropoda, Arachnida, Ixodida, Ixodidae. Bases 344 to 1087 code for a protein of 247 amino acids.
ACUGAUUCUCGCCUGUCGAGGAUGUAGGUGCUCUCCGUGCUUGCCAUGGCUAGUGGACUGCGUCGCUACGCUGACAGGCGCACACCGUUUGCAGUGAAUGAGUUUUUCAAGCCAGGCUGCUUGCCGCAGCGCGAUCCAUAUGCGGCGCUCGUCGCACUGCAAAGACGGCACCGGCAGUCGCUACGAGUGGAGAGUGCUUCGCCUCGCGACGCUAGCAACCUACGCGAACGUGUGACACGACUCGUUUCGUCGCGCAGUUCUGGCUUCAGCGGUGCAUGCAAGGCAUCUUGUACCCGUAUUACUACCGCUCGCUCGGAUAUCUUGUCGGCUGCUAGAGCAACAGAUGGCGGCGCAACGAGCGCAAGCAAAAGAAGCAGCGAAGGCGAAACAACCGAACGCACGCACAAACGCUGGUUGGAAACACGGCAACAUGAAGAUGGCUGACAGUGCGGGUGUUCUUCGGCGGAAUCGACCGGGAACAAAAGCCGAGAAUUUCUCAAGCUGGCCCGAUGAGCCAUUCGACGAAAUGGACAGUACGCUCGCAGUUCAACAGUUCAUCCAGCAGGCGAUCCGCAAAGACCCGGCGAACGUCGAUGAAAUCUUGACGCCUCCCGAUGGCCAGGACGAGGGAGUGUGGAAGUACGAACAUCUAAGGUACGUUCGCCCCCGCUUAAUGUCGUUGGAUCAGCAGUUCUGCAUGGAGUUAAAUGGUCUUGCAGUCAAGCUGCAGGCCGAGUGCAACGCAGACAGCUGCACCCAAAUGACGGCCACGGAACAAUGGAUUUUCCUCUGCGCUGCCCACAAGACGCCCAAGGAGUGUCCAGCUAUCGACUAUACGCGACACACGCUUGACGGAGCUGCGUGUCUCCUCAACAGCAACAAGUACUUUCCAAGCCGAGUUAGCAUCAAGGAGUCCUCGGUAGCAAAGUUAGGUUCCGUGUGCCGAAGAGUGUACCGGAUAUUCUCUCAUGCGUACUACCAUCAUAGAGCCACCUUUGACGAGUUUGAGUUCUGGCUUCAGCGGUGCAUGCAAGGCAUCUUGUACCCGUAUUACUACCGCUCGCUCGGAUAUCUUGUCGGCUGCUAG